GGGCUGCUACUGAGGGGAGCAGAGUAACGUUGAGGCAUUUCCACCGUGGGAUCAACCAACGCUUUUCUUACUAUGGCAGCAAUUAAAUCGAGGACUCGCCGGUCUAGAGUGGUGUCCAACCGGAGCUAUGAUCACCGGCCGUCAAGUUGUAUGGCGGGUAGGAGACCCUCGCACUUCUUCAAGAUCAUACUCCCCUCUACCAUUCACGACAAGAAACUGAGGAUUCCUGAAAAGUUUGUAAGGGAAUUUGGGGAUGAACUGUCUGAUGUUGCUACACUCACUGUUCCCAAUAAUGGUCAUUUUUGGCAAGUGGGAUUGGAGAAAGCCAACAAGGAGAUUUGGUUUCAUGAUGGUUGGCAGGAUUUUAUGGAAUCCCAUUGCAUUCAUUACGGCUACUUUUUAGUAUUCAGAUAUGAAGGAAAUUCAAAAUUCCAUGUUCUUGUAUUUGAUAAUACUGCAACUGAGAUUCAGUAUCCACGGAGCAAGGAUUGUAAAUUGGAAGAUGAGGUGGACGUAAUGGAAUCAGAUGAUGCAAAAAAAUCAAGGCAUUACAAGUUGAAAGAAAAUGAAAUGUCUGAAGCAGUGGAUCGAGGAAGAUACGUUAGGGAAAGAUUUUCUGUGACAUCUGCAAAAGGAAGACUGAAGAUGUCCAGCGGAAGAGAGAGAGCGAUCCGAGCAGCCAGAAAGUUGAAGCCUAAAAGACCUUCGUUCAUGGUCAUCUUGCGCCCACAUAAUAUACGUCAUCGAACUUUGUAUGUGCCUUCUGGAUUUGCUAAAAUGUAUCUUACUGGGCGUCAGCUUAUCAAGCUUCAGACCUCUGAUGGGAAACAAUGGCGUGCACGGUGCCAUGACCAUAGUCUUUCAAGUUCAGGAAAGAAUAUAGGGAAGGGAUGGAUCGAGUUUUGCAGGGACAAUAAUUUAGGGGAAGGAGAUGUUUGUGUCUUUGAGCUGAUCAAGAGAAAGACUGUUGUACUUAACGUCUCAAUAUUUCACUUGGCUCACUAAGAUGAUCAAUCACAACUGGUUUUUAGGUCUGUAAAAAAAAUUAAAGCAUAUAUA
Alnus glutinosa is the source of this 1059-nucleotide messenger RNA. Its product is annotated as B3 domain-containing protein At4g01580-like. The record is from RefSeq and is a predicted model, not a curated record. NCBI's taxonomy places the organism in Eukaryota, Viridiplantae, Streptophyta, Magnoliopsida, Fagales, Betulaceae. The coding region runs from base 73 to 1005 and encodes 310 amino acids. The transcript has 3 exons. Gene Ontology annotation, molecular function: DNA binding.